AUGAGGGGGAAGGGGAGGAUGGAGCCUGGUAUCUGGCUGAAGCGGCACCGGUUAUUCUGGAUGACAUCGGCGGUGGCGGCAGUGUAUGUCCUCCUCCUGGGCUGCGAGCUCCCAUGGAUGCUUGCACGGGUCGCCACCUACUCUUUCUCCGCCGACGGCGCCGGCGACGGUGGCGGUUUCGAAUCUGCCGGGAAUCUUGGGGGGUCCGUGCACCGGAAGCUUCAUCCUCUGGAUAGCGAGGAGGAGAUCCUCCAGAGAGGUGCUCCUCUUCGCCCGGAGAAGUUCUCCUUCCGGGUACCUGCGUUGAUCCCGCCGUCGUCCGCCGAUCAGGGGGGCAGCCCCGGCCGGGGAUCCGCAACGGCUUCGCUGCACAUGAUUUUUGAGGGUAUGGACAAAAACGGCGGAUCGUUUUCCGAGCUCCAUAAGUCCGCCGCUCAUGCAUGGAGGAUCGGCAUGGAGGUGUUCAGGGACCUUAAGUCGGGGAAAUUGGCAGCUGCUGUGACAGCGGCGGUGGAGGAGAGAAACGGGACUGAAGAGUCGUGCCCUCACUCGAUCUCGCUGUCGGGGAAUGAGUUUCGGGAGAGGGGUAGGGUGCUGGUAAUUCCCUGCGGGCUGACGUUAGGGUCUCACAUUACGCUCGUUGCAAGGCCGUACCAGGCACAUGCCGAGUUCGAUCCGAAGAUAUCGGUGCCCAGGGAGGGGGAUCAGGCAGUGAUGGUUUCUCAGUUCAUGAUGGAGCUGCAGGGCCUCAAGAAUGUGGAUGGCGAGGAGCCACCAAGGAUACUCCACUUCAAUCCUCGGCUGAAGGGAGACUGGAGUGGUAAGCCUGUGAUCGAACAGAACACGUGCUACCGCAUGCAAUGGGGAACUCCCCUAAGGUGCGAAGGAUGGAAGUCCAGGGCAGACGAAGAGAGAGGUAUUUUGUGUGGCCAUUCAUAACUAUGCUUUAUUCUGCAUCCUAGGCUUGUAUUAUAUUUUGGAAAAAAUAUAUAUAUCGUUGUCAUGGAAAAAUAGUAGUCUGGCUCUAUUUUCGUAGUCAGCUGCUGCAUUUAUUCACCAAAAUUCCGUAAUUUCAAGGUUUGCGUCGGUGGUGGGUUGAGGGAGUUACUGCCCUGGUUUGGGCUUAUUGCGUCAUGCUUCCCGUGGGUGAUGAUAGUUGACUUUAGGCAACUUUCUGACCGAUUUCAUUCUUAACUUGGUUGAAAUGUUCUCUGCACGCAGUUGACGGGCUUGUGAAAUGCGAGAAGUGGAUUCGAGACGAUGAUGAUCACUCAGAGGAGUCAAAGACAGCAUGGUGGUUAAAUCGAUUGAUUGGUCGAACGAAGAAGGUCUCAAUUGAUUGGCCAUAUCCAUUUGCUGAAGAAAAGCUUUUCGUCCUCACGCUUAGUGCUGGUCUUGAAGGUUACCACGUCAAUGUUGAUGGGAGGCACAUUACCUCAUUUCCGUAUCGCACAGUAAGUGCAUUCUCAAAGAUUCCGUCGUUGUUCAUUUUAUUGGUUUUUUCGUUUUAUCAUUUGUUCUGCCAAUUAGCUCUGACAAUAUGCUUUAUCUGCAGGGGUUUGUUCUUGAGGAUGCCACUGGGUUCUCAUUGAAUGGGGACCUUGAUGUGCAAUCCAUUUUUGCUUUAUCCUUGCCCACAUCACACCCUAGCUUUGCCCCCCAAAGGCAUUUGGAAAUGAACAGCAGAUGGCAAGCACCACCACUACCUGAUAAUCCCGUUGAACUCUUUAUUGGCAUUCUUUCAGCUGGCAAUCAUUUUGCUGAAAGAAUGGCUGUGAGAAAGUCAUGGAUGCAAUCAACAAGAAAAUCACAGAAUGUGGUGGCACGUUUUUUCGUCGCCAUGGUAAAAUUCAUUGCUACUCUAUUGACUUUUCAUGGUACUGAGUAAUCUGUAUGGUGGAUUCUUUCUUAGGGUUUUUUUUCUUGACUGCAGCAUGCAAGGAAGGAAGUUAAUUUAGAGCUAAUGAAAGAAGCAGAGUUCUUUGGUGAUAUCAUUAUCGUACCAUUUAUGGACAGCUAUGAUCUUGUCGUUUUGAAGACUCUUUCUAUUUGUGAGUACGGGGUAAGCACUGCAUACAAGCCUUAAACAUAAUUAUAGUUGAACUUUAUAAUUCGUAAUAACAUAACAUAUUGCUUUGACAUGUGGUAACUUUUGUCUUUUGCUUGAAACAGGUACAUGCUGCAUCUGCGAAGUAUAUCAUGAAGUGUGAUGAUGAUACCUUUGUUAGAGUUGAUGCAGUGCUUAGGGAAAUAAAGGAAGUUCCCAAUGGACAAAGUUUCUAUGUGGGGAACAUAAAUUAUUACCACAAGCCAUUGCGAGAGGGCAAGUGGGCAGUCACAUAUGAGGUACUAAACACCCAUAUCCUGUCACGUCAUAAAUUAACAUUGUUUCCUAGAAUACAUAAAUAUGUUUGAAUUGUUGCCUUGAGGUAUUAAGUUCUAUGGCACCAGUGGAAAUACCGUCUGGGAUCUACCAAAAGAGUGUCUUUCCAACACAACUUUCCUAUCAAAUUUUAAUGUUCUUUGUGUUAUUCUCUAUUCCUAUCUGUAGUAUCACCCACUGAUCUUCUAGAGAUGCGGUUGGUUGGUCGUCCUUUUAGAAUUAAUAGGUGAAACAAAGUAAAGGCUGAUGGAUGGUUAUUUCAUUUCUGUGAGAAAAUGAAGUUGUAAAUGCAAUACCUCCUGAACAUUGGAUCCCCAUUUUCUACGCAUCGGAUUUAUUAAACGACUCACUGAAAGCGAGGUUCACUUCAAAGAAUGAUAACUACACGGACUGUAGCUCCAGUGGCUACCAUCUGGCUCUGUGCAUCCAACUACGCAUGAACCCUAAUCUUUGCCAGGCUCGGUGUAACCUGAAAAUCGAUUUCGGCAUAGAAUGCAUUCUUUUCUUCAGGAAUAGUUCGUCAGCUUUACAAGGUCCCAAUUUCUAGUCAUCAUGUGGGUCAGCAGAGAUCAUGUAUUAAUGAGAAACACUUGAAGUGACAUAAAAAGUGACGCUGCUUAGGAAUUCCUGUAUUUAUUUUCUCUCUGUGAAUUCCAAUUUAUGCUUUCAUGCCACUAAUUUCUCCAGCCAAAUGCUAACCUUUGCCUUCUUUUCUCAAAACCCAGGAAUGGCCCGAGGAAGAUUAUCCCCCCUAUGCAAAUGGGCCUGGCUACAUUAUCUCCUCUGACAUUGCACGCUUUAUUUUCUCUGGAUUCGAGAGGCACACAUUGAGGGUAAAUUCCAUUCCUCGUUUAUUUAAUCUUGAUGAUUAAACUUAGACAACAUCAUUUCACAUAAUGUGGGUCGACGAUUUCCAUCAUAUGCAGCUAUUUAAGAUGGAGGACGUGAGCAUGGGAAUGUGGGUCGAGCUGUUCAACACAACGAGGCCGGUGGCAUAUGUCCAUGACGUCAAGUUCUGCCAGUUUGGAUGCAUCGACGACUACUACACCGCCCACUACCAGUCGCCCCGCCAGAUGCUCUGCAUGUGGGACAAGCUCCAGGCCGGGCGGCCCCAGUGCUGCAACAUGAGAUGA
This is a messenger RNA of Spirodela intermedia, 3516 nucleotides long. NCBI's taxonomy places the organism in Eukaryota, Viridiplantae, Streptophyta, Magnoliopsida, Alismatales, Araceae. The record is from the annotation of a GenBank genome assembly.